AACAUGGCGGUCCCCAGCUGCUAGAUCAGAAUUAAACAAAUCGCCCUUUUUUCCUAGACUUAUUCAGAUUGAAAAAACAACCUAACUCAGUAGCUGUCACACCACUUCCCGCUUCGGUGUUCUGGCUCGUCAAGCCAACGACGAGCGGCUGUUGAAACUGUUAAAAACAUCACUUUCCACCGCGUCCACCGGCUCGGACCCCGAGGAGGAAACCAUCACCGUCUCAUCAUCGCAAAGUUCGAGCACUUCCAGCAGAAAGUGCUCGUAAGGAGCAAAGGACGGGAGCUGAAAGACACGUCGUACGGGAUGAACUACCAGUUUCUCAGGGAAAUCAACGAGAGGCGCAAAGUUUUAUACCCCUUCAUGAAAGAACACAGGCAGAAAGGAACAAAGCAAAGAUGAGGGUUUCAACCAGUCAGCUGCAGCAGCUCACCAUCUUUACCACAGUGCUGACCGGUGGAGGGGUUGGCACCAUGUACUAUCUACUUCAGAAAAAAAUUGCUGAGUCAGGCUACCAUAAACUGGCUUUGCAGGAGCUGGAAUCAUGUCCAUUUGCCAUGGAAAGUCUGGGGGCUCCACCUUUAAAAGUUCAUAACAUCCAUCUGACUGACAGAAACAACCGUAUAGCUCAACACACUGCACAGAUAAAGAUCCCUGUAACUGGGUCAAAAACUGGGGGCUAUUUGUAUACUACUUCAUUUAGAGACCCCGAUACCAACAGUUGGAAUCUGAAGCAGGCAGUUCUGAAGCUCAGGGAAGGACAGAUCAUUGACCUGCUGAAUCCUUCACCAGUCGCAUCACAAACCCAAGCAGCAGAGAAUAGACAGGGUGUAGAGACAGGGGACUGGCAUAAAUAAGUAGUCAUGCUCAAACAGGUCCUACAAUACAGACAUGUUCUUAAACCGACUCUUGUUUUGAUGUUGAGUCAUUGCUGUUUUAGUAAAUACCUCAUCUGAAGUUAUGACAUCUGUGAAAACUAUGAUGUGUCCAAGGUCUGGACAUGCGAGACAUUGCCAAUAAAAAUCACUUUGGUGUUGAACAUAAA
Molecule: messenger RNA, 1045 nt
Organism: Acanthochromis polyacanthus (spiny chromis)
Lineage: Eukaryota; Metazoa; Chordata; Actinopteri; Pomacentridae
Product: cytochrome c oxidase assembly factor 1 homolog
Exons: 5
Coding region: 399-857 (152 amino acids)
Biological process (GO): mitochondrial respiratory chain complex I assembly; mitochondrial respiratory chain complex IV assembly
Cellular component (GO): mitochondrial inner membrane
Source: RefSeq, a predicted model, not a curated record